This is a messenger RNA of Carassius auratus (goldfish), 4883 nucleotides long. RefSeq names its product serine-rich adhesin for platelets-like. The coding region runs from base 279 to 3329 and encodes 1016 amino acids. The record is from RefSeq and is a predicted model, not a curated record. Gene Ontology annotation, cellular component: plasma membrane. The transcript has 21 exons. NCBI's taxonomy places the organism in Eukaryota, Metazoa, Chordata, Actinopteri, Cypriniformes, Cyprinidae. Gene Ontology annotation, molecular function: transmembrane signaling receptor activity.
AUGUUGUCCCAGGAACAUGUCUCACUUGGUAAAAUCAGGUUAUGCUGUCCCUCCCUGUGAAGACCAGAUUCACUGAAGAAACUCAAAGAGCAAAAGAGUCAUUCAAACAAAUACGAAGAGUUUUAUUCCACAGAUAUAUAGUGGAAGUCACAUUUAUCUGUUCAUGUUUAACAUGUGACCAGGAAAGAAACACUAAAACUCAUCUGAACACACAUCGAGAGCUUCAGAAGAACUGACUCUACUAACAACAGAAAAGAUCAUUGUGUAAGAGAGAAGAAAUGAAGAUCAUCUGGACUUUCACUCUGCUGAUGAUUCCUGGUGUGUUGAGCUCCAUCAGUGUGACAGGAUAUUCAGGAGGAGGAGUCAGCAUCUCAUGCAGAUAUGAUAGAGGAUAUACAGACAAUAACAAGUAUUUUUGUAGAGGACAGAAGCCAGUUACAUCAUUGACUAGAUGGUGCUCUGAUCUCAUCAAGACUGAAGAGAAAAAUAAAUGGGUUGAUUCUGGAAGAUUCUCUCUGUAUGAUGACACAAGUGCAGCAGUUUUCACUGUGACCAUCAGAGAUCUGAGAGAACAGGAUUCUGGGACGUACCAGUGUGCAGUUGAUCAUUUAGGAAUAGAUUCCUACACUGAAGUGAAGCUGAAUGUUGUAACAGAGACAAACUAUCACAGAUCAUCAUCUUCUUCAUCAUCUUCAUCUUUCUCAUCAGGUGACUCUCCACUGGUCUCAUCUGUGUCUCCUAUAACAGGCUCUCUUCUGAUCAUCAGUGUGUCUGUGCUUCUGCUUCUGAUCUUCACUGUGAUUCUGAUAGUGACCGUGACUCUCUGGAGGAGGCGUCAGUCGCACAACGCUGAUUCUUCCUCCAGAAGUUCUCAUGUGACAACUGGAAACAGUAAAACUGUUAGUACAAUAACUGUUUCUCACACUGGUUGUGAUUAUGAGGAGAAUAAACACACUCACAAACAGUUACCCAUAAACCCCUCUGUUUCUCCUGACUGUGUUUACGCUACAGUUCAGAAAGACACCGGUGACUCUCAGAUCUUCAUCACAUCUGCUGUGGAUCUGAAUUACUCCGUGGUUGAUUUCCAGAAGAAUCCGAACUGUCCUGACAGUGUUAGAUUGAGGAAUAAUCAGGAUUACAGUGAAUACGCUGCUGUCAAUCAUCUCACUGACUGUGUGUUGAGCUCCAUCAGUGUGACAGGAUAUUCAGGAGGAGGAGUCAGCAUCACAUGCAGAUAUGAUCGAGGAUAUACAGACAAGAACAAGUAUUUUUGUGUGUUGAGCUCCAUCAGUGUGACAGGAUAUUCAGGAGGAGGAGUCAGCAUCACAUGCAGAUAUGAUCGAGGAUAUACAGACAAGAACAAGUAUUUUUGUAGAGGACAGUGGUCAUCAUGCUCUGACCUCAUCAAGACGGAUAUUAAAAAUAAAUGGGUUGAUUCUGGAAGAUUCUCUCUGUAUGACGACACAAGAGCAGCCGUUUUCACUGUGACCAUCAGAGAUCUGAGUGAAGAGGAUUCUGGGACGUACCAGUGUGCGGUUGAUAGAUCAGGAAUAGAUUCCUACACUGAAGUGAAGCUGAAUGUUGUAACAGGUCAACAAAUCAGGACGAUGACCGGCUAUUCAGAAGGAAACAUCAUUCUAAACUUUAAAUAUGAGAUGCAUCAAAAGAACCUUUUGAUAGAUGUGUGUAAUACUGAAGUACUUCAAUGUUUUACUCUGAAAAAGACUGACAAAGCAGCAGAAUGGACACAGGACGGUCGAUUCUCUGUUCAUGAUGACAGAUCUGCUCGUCUCUUACGUCUGUUUAUCAGAGAACUGAAUGUGAAAGAUUCUGGAAAAUAUAAGAUUAUAGUUACAGUUUCUGAAGACUACAGUUUCUUCUCUGAGUUUUACCUGGACAUUAAGAAGGCAGCUGAUUGCUGUCAGAAGAGCAUCAGUCUCUCCGCUGCUGCAGGAGCAUCUGUGAACAUCAGCUGCAGAUACCCACAAUCCCACAGUGCUGAUGUGAAGUUUGUCUGCAGGAGAUCUGGAUCUGAUCUCUGUGCUGAAGAGACGUCUGUGAAGGAGAGCAGAAGAUGGAGCGCUGAGGGACAGAUGCAGCUGUAUGAUGACAGAGAGCAGCAGCUCCUGACGGGAAUCAUCAGUCAUGUGACUCAACAACAUUCAGCUGAAUACUGGUGUGGAGUUCAGUCUGAUCCAGGACACAAGAGCUUCAUCACACGAGUCCUCGUCAGCGUUACUGAUAUUCCGAAAACAAAUUCACCACUGCCAUCAUCAUCACCAACGUCAUCAUCAUCGUCAUCAUCAUCAUCAUCAUCAUCAUCAUCAUCAUCAUCAUCAUCAUCAUCUGCUUCUUCUUUCUCAUCGGUCACAUCUCCACUGAUCACAAGAGUUUCAAAAUCAUCUCCAUCCAGUUUCACAUCUGCAGACUCUUCUCUGAUCGUUCCUCUGCUUCUGCUUCUUCUGGUUCUGAUCAGCGUUGGUCUCUUAUUUCUGUUUCUCUCUAAGAAGCAUCAGUCUCGAGGCGGUGAUUCAUCAUCUCAGACUGGAGCAGAAAAACAUGGAGUGGUUUCUCACACUGGUUGUGAUUAUGAGGAGAUUAAAGACUCUCACAAACAGUUACCCACAAACCCCUCUGUUUCUCCUGACUGUGUUUAUGCUACAGUUCAGAAAGACACUGGUGACUCUCAGAUCUUCAUCACAUCUGCUGAGGAUCUGAAUUACUCCGUGGUUGAUUUCCAGAAGAAAGCAGACUGCCCUGAGGGUGUCAGAUUGAGGAAUAAUCAGGAUUGCAGUGAAUACGCUGCUGUCAAUCAUCUCACUGACACAGUCUUGCAGCAAACUGAAAGUUCAUUCUCAUAUAAAUAUGUGAUUGUUGUAUUAAGAUGCUGGUUUGUUGUAGGUGUGUUGAGCUCCAUCAGUGUGACAGGAUAUUCAGGAGGAGGAGUCAGCAUCAGAUGCAGAUAUGAUAGAGGAUAUACAGACAAUAAGAAGUAUUUUUGUAAAGGACAGUGGUCAUCAUGCUCUGACCUCAUCAAGACAAAUAUAAAAAAUAAAUGGGUUGAUUAUAGAAGAUUCUCUCUGUAUGUCGACACAAGAGAAGCAGUUUUCACUGUGACCAUCAGAGAUCUGAGAGAACAGGAUUCUGGCAUUUACUACUGUGGGACUGAUAUUUAUGGAAAAGUAGAUCCUCACACUGAAGUGAAUCUGAAUGUUGUAACAGAGGAAGUGGGCGUCUCUGUCACAUUCAUCUGUUCGUGUUUAACAUGUGACCAGGAAAGAAACAGUAAAACUCAUCUGAACACACAUCGAGAGCUUCAGAAGAACUGAAUCCACUAACAACAGAGAAGAUCACUGAAGAAGAGAGAAGAAUGAAGAUCAUCUGGACUUUCACUCUGCUGAUGAUUCCUGGUGUGUUGAGCUCCAUCAGUGUGACAGGAUAUUCAGGAGGAGGAGUCAGCAUCACAUGCAGAUAUGACAGAGGAUAUACAGACAAGAACAAGUAUUUUUGUAGAGGAGAGUGGUCAGUUACAUCAUUGACUAAAUGGUGGUCUGAUCUCAUCAAGACUGAAGAGAAAAAUAAAUGGGUUGAUUCUGGAAGAUUCUCUCUGUAUGACGACACAAGAGCAGCAGUUUUCACUGUGACCAUCAGAGAUCUGAGUGAACAGGAUUCUGGGACGUAUUACUGUGCAGUUGAUAAAUCUUGGGCUGAUUCCUACACUGAAGUGAAUCUGAACGUUAUUACAGAUGAAAAACUCAGUGCUGUGAGAGGAUAUUCAGGAGGAAAUGUGAUUAUAAACUACAAAUAUAAGACGCUAGAAGAGAAUCCUUUGAUAGAUGUGUGUAAAACUGGAGCAGAUCGAUGUUUUACUCUAAUAAACACUGACAGAGCAGCAGAAUGGACACAUGACGGUCGAUUCUCUGUUCAUGAUGACAGAUCUGCUCGUCUCUUACGUCUGUUUAUCAGAGAACUGAAUGAGAACGAUUCUGGAGAAUAUAAGAUUACAGUCAAAGUUUCUGAAGACUACAGUUUCAUGCAUCUGUUUCUGCGCUGAACUGAUGAAUCUGGUGUUUAAUGUGAACUUGAUUUGUCUCUCAAGCAGCUGAUUCUUGUCAUCACACGAGUCCUCAUCAGCGUCACUGAUAUUUUAAAGACAAUUUCAACUUCAUCAUCAUCUUCAUCCUCAUCACCAACACCAUCAUCAUCAUCAUCAUCGGUUGAAUCUCCUCUACAGAGAAUGUGUGUCAGAACCUGAUUUAUUUUAAAGGAGUCUGAGAUGUUCAUUAUUCGGUGUCUGAAAUAAACACUGAUCAUCAAAUGACACACACAUGUGUGAACAGAUCAUAUUUAGCAAAUAUACAUUGACUGUAACAUCAGAGUUUCCUCCAGAUGAGAUCUAUGUUUCUUCUGAUAUGUAAAUAUUUAAUGUAGUUUUUUUCUUCCAAAGUUUAAGGCUUUAGACAUGAUUUUUUUUUUUUAUUGUAAAUAUGCUCAGAAACAGCACUGAAUAUGAAAGCUGAUAUGCAAAUAAAAAUGCAAGGAACUGAACCUCCAGUUCUUCCCUGGAUAUAUAGCUGCCCACUGCUCCGGGUGUGUGUUCAUGGUGUGUUCUAUUCUUCUCACUUCUGUGAGUGUGUGAACUUGGAUGGGUUAAAUGCAGAGCACCAAUUCCGAGUAUGGGUUCCCAUACUUGGCAAAUGUCACAACUUUCACUUUUUACUUUGCUUCAGAUCGUAAUACCUGUAUUUUAUGUUUUCAUGUUCUAUGGUAUUAGUGCAUGUUCCAAGCUACCAUACUAUAUUAAACUUGUAUAAAAUACUUGUUUUUGUUGUUGGAAACUUUGUGGAUGUAAAACAAUAAACAGUUGAUGAAUUUGAUAUGCA